Abrus precatorius (Indian licorice) is the source of this 1032-nucleotide messenger RNA. RefSeq names its product serine carboxypeptidase-like 45. Gene Ontology annotation, biological process: proteolysis. The record is from RefSeq and is a predicted model, not a curated record. Gene Ontology annotation, molecular function: serine-type carboxypeptidase activity. NCBI's taxonomy places the organism in Eukaryota, Viridiplantae, Streptophyta, Magnoliopsida, Fabales, Fabaceae. Bases 1 to 1032 code for a protein of 343 amino acids. The transcript has 8 exons. Gene Ontology annotation, cellular component: vacuole.
AUGCUGUAUUUGGAAACGCCAGUUGGAGUUGGCUUCUCUUACUCAACUGACACUUCCUUUUAUGAAGGUGUGAAUGACAAGAUUACAGCCAGGGAUAAUCUGGUUUUCUUGCAAAACUGGUUUAUAAAGUUCCCAGAAUAUAGAAACAGAAGUUUGUUCAUUGUCGGAGAAAGCUAUGCUGGUCAUUAUGUUCCUCAACUGGCUGAGCUUAUGCUCCAAUUCAACAAAAAGGAAAUGUUGUUCAAUUUAAAAGGCAUUGCUCUUGGUAAUCCAGUUCUAGAAUUUGCAACAGAUUUCAAUUCGAGAGCUGAGUUCUUCUGGUCUCAUGGAUUAAUUUCAGAUCUAACAUACAAAAUGUUCACUUCUGUUUGCAACUAUUCAAGAUAUGUGAGGGAAUACUAUAAUGGUGCUGUUUCUCCUAUCUGUUCAAGUGUAAUGAGCCAAGUUAGUACGGAAACCAGUAGAUUUGUUGACAAGUAUGAUGUUACCCUUGAUGUUUGUAUAUCUUCUGUGUUUUCACAAACCAAAGUCCUCAACCCCCAGCAGCAAGUUACUGAAACGAUAGAUGUAUGUGUGGAAGAUGAAACAGUUAAUUAUCUUAACAGAAAAGAUGUGCAGUCAGCUUUGCAUGCACGUCUGAUUGGGGUGCAAAGAUGGUCUGCUUGCAGCAAUGUCCUGGAUUAUGAGCUGCGUGACUUGGAGAUACCAACAAUCACGGUUGUGGGGAAGCUAGUCAAGGCAGGAAUACCAGUUUUGGUCUACAGUGGUGAUCAAGAUUCAGUUAUUCCACUAACUGGAAGCAGAACAUUAGUACGUAAAUUGGCAAAAGAACUAAGAUUGAAUACCACUGUUCCUUACAGGGUUUGGUUUGAGGGGCAGCAGGUGGGUGGGUGGACUCAAGUAUAUGGUAACAUCCUUUCAUUUGCUACCAUUAGGGGAGCAUCACAUGAAGCCCCUUUUUCACAGCCUCAAAGAUCACUUGUGCUGUUCAAGUCCUUCUUAGAAGCCCAACCUCUACCACUAGCAUUUUGA